Molecule: messenger RNA, 2278 nt
Organism: Phyllostomus hastatus (greater spear-nosed bat)
Lineage: Eukaryota; Metazoa; Chordata; Mammalia; Chiroptera; Phyllostomidae
Gene: XRCC2
Product: X-ray repair cross complementing 2
Exons: 2
Coding region: 371-1048 (225 amino acids)
Biological process (GO): double-strand break repair via homologous recombination; DNA strand invasion
Cellular component (GO): replication fork; centrosome; Rad51B-Rad51C-Rad51D-XRCC2 complex
Molecular function (GO): ATP binding; ATP-dependent DNA damage sensor activity; four-way junction DNA binding
Source: RefSeq, a predicted model, not a curated record
GGGCCUCGGCGCCUCCCCUCCUCCCCACUCCCAGCGGGCUGCUUCCCCUCCCCCUCCGGAGGGCAGACUGGGCGCCUGCACCCGGAGGGCGGGGCUUGGGAGUCCAAGCAGAUGCCUCCGCGUGCCUCGCUGGCUGCAGCCCAGGCACCCGCGACCCCCUCUGCAAGGGAGACGAAGAAAGAUAGUUUUUAAGUGGGCACGCACGUGGCCUUCCCCAACUGGGGCUUUUGUAUUUAAAGGAGGAGGAGAGAAAGGACACUGGGUGAUUCGUCACUAGAAAUAGCACGUCCGUAGUAAGCAGCAGCGUUUUGGGGAGGCCCCAGGUGAUAUUCUUGAAUUUCAUGGUCCAGAAGGAACAGGAAAGACAGAGAUGCUGUAUCACGUAACAGCACGGUGCAUACUCCCAAAAGCGGACGGCGGCCUGGAAACAGAAGUCAUGUUCAUUGACACCGAUUACCACUUCGAUCUGCUUCGGCUCGUUACGAUUCUGGAGCACAGGCUGGCGCAGAGUUCGGAGGAGACAGUCAAGCGCUGCCUCGGAAGGCUGUUCCUGGUGCACUGCGGCAGCAGCCCGCAGCUGCUGCUCACGCUGCACUCCCUGGAGACGCUGUUCUGCGGCCGCCCCGCCCUCUGCCUCCUGGUUGUGGACAGCUUGUCGGCUUUCUACUGGGUGGACCGGGCCAACGGCGGGGACAGCGUGGGCCUGCAGGAGGCCCCUCUGAAGAGGUGUUCUCAGGUCCUGGAGAAGCUGGUCCAGCAGUACCGCUUGGUGCUCCUGGCCACCACACAGAGUUUAAUGCAGAAAGCCUCGGACUCCGGCGAGGGCCCGUCCUCGGCCUCCCGCCGCCCGGGGGACGCGGACGCCGGCGUGGACUACCGGCCCUACCUCUGCGAGGCGUGGCGGCGGCUGGUGACGCGCAGGGUCUUCUUCUCCAAAGAUGGCGCCAAAGCCACCAACCAGUUUUCUUUGCUUUCACGUCAUUUAAAGAGUAACAGUGUGAAGAAGCACUUUUUUACUAUCGGAGAAAGUGGGGUUGAGUUUUGUUGAUAUGGGUCGAAAUAGUCUUGCAGGACAUUAUGCAAGUUUUAAAAAGUCAUCAAUAGGCUACAGUGGCUCAGUUCUGAAGUUGUGAACUCCAAGGGAAUCACCAGUGUUUCUGCACGGAGUGGGUUUCUUACCCCAGCAUGGCGACCGACACCUUAGAGUAUUCUGCUCCCGGGUUGCUGGAGAUCCAUCAAAGCGAUACUGACAAUUAAACCAUAUGUUAGGCUUGCUUUAAACUAAAUAAAUCCUAUGCUCAUUUUAGCCUAAAUAAAAUGGACUUUUUUUUAACUUGGUGUCACAUUUUUGGAACUCAGUGAUGUGUUCCGGAAAGGUUGCAUUUCUAUUUUCUGACAUGUAACUCUUUCCGGACGCUGUGCCUUUAGAAGAUGCUUCUGUAGACACGGCCUUCCUGGAAACGCGAUGGAAACCAGCCACCCACCUGCCUUUCCCACCAAGAGCGAUGGAAAGUCGGGGCAUUUUAACCCGGGCUCCUUACGCCGAAUUCCGAGAUGGUGUCGUAUUAUGGCUGGGCGUCUGUGUCAUUCCUUAAACACAGGACACAGGACAUAAGAUAACCGCCCAAGGAAUUCCGUGAAGAGUGUUUUGCAGUUUUUAUCUCCGGCUUGUUAAGUGACAGACGAGUGUUGAAACUGUGCUAGAACUGUGCGUCACUAGUGUUUGCGUACCCGCCGGUGUUUAUAACGCUCCCGUACGCCCUGGAAUGGCUUGGGUCGUAUCUGUGGCCAGCCCAGCGAGACUGUGUGCUCUGGCCCCGGGACGGCUGGACGGGGAGCUCACGCCUCAAGGGGCCCAGAAGGCGACGCGUUGUAGCAGGGCAGGGCAGGUUUUUCAUGCAAGCAGAAAUGAAAUGGUUUCAAUGUUUGAUAGACGGAUCCUGGCACUCAUGCAGUCUCUACGUCAGGUGGUCUUAAGUCACGUACAUGUCUGAGGUGUCCUUGGGGAGAGGAGAAGGAAAUGGCAGUGGUUCUCGUGGGGGCACUCACUGGUGUGGUCCCUGCUUAGUUAAAACUGUCAGCUCUGACUUCGCUCGUCUCACAGAGAUUAAAAAAGAACGCUGCAGAGAGGCCAAGCCUGAGGCUAACAGUUCUCCUAACGCAGGCCCGGCGAGGCUGCGUCUCUGUCUGUGCCCGCCGCGUGCCCUGCGCCUCCUCCGACUCACCUGCAGCUUGCAGAGCCCCGGGACGAGACUUCUCCUCCUUCCUCCUGCCUCCU